Molecule: messenger RNA, 1737 nt
Organism: Podospora anserina S mat+
Lineage: Eukaryota; Fungi; Ascomycota; Sordariomycetes; Sordariales; Podosporaceae
Exons: 2
Coding region: 1-1737 (578 amino acids)
Cellular component (GO): SBF transcription complex; cytoplasm
Molecular function (GO): transcription coregulator activity
Source: RefSeq, a predicted model, not a curated record
AUGGAAGAGGACUCGGCGUCGAAUCCGCCUCGGGUCGACGGAGGACGUGUCGGAGACAAAGAUUCCAAGACAUUCCCGCUUUCGGCACCCAACCGAGGUGUCGACAACCUCAACCGCAAAAUGCAGCCUCACCAUGACACCCUCCCCCUAAUACCACCGACCGCUGCAGGCCACCCGCAAGACGCCCCAGACGCGACACCGAACCAGACCCCAAUCGCACGCGACCGACCAGCAACCAUGGCCGUCGGCCCUGCUGCCCACACAUCCCAGCAGCAGCACCAGGCAGCACCAUUUUACCCUCGCUCAACCUCCCCGACCCACCCGCUCGCCGUCGACGACUAUCGCCAGCCUACCCUCCAGCGCAGCGACUCGCAAGAGAGCAGUUCCACAAACAUCACCGACCGCGUCUUUACCCCACCUGUGAACGGCAGGGGAGCGAGCCCUGGCACCGCCAGCGCCCACCAGUCAAGUCAAGGAUCGUCACAACUCCUCCAAUUGUCUCAGAUCGCCGCCGCCCAAGAGAGAAUACCCGAGACCGCGAUGGACCCAUACGUCAACGGUGCCUCGUCGCGGAAGAGGAUGGCCGAUGGUGCCGUCAAGGAGGCAUUACGCGACGGUCAGGUCCUCAUCUCGCCAGGCCAGACACAUAUGGGUGGCCACUCUCGAAACCCCAGUGCCGUAUCCGCCGAACUCAAGGCGCGCUUGUCCUAUGCCAUGGUUAAGGUGAACCGUGGCUGGCAAACACACUCCAUCGACGAGGUUGAAGAUCUUGCCUCCAAGGCUGCGUCCCCCACCUCAAGUAACUCAACAAUACACCUCAGAAACGGGUCGUCAGCAAGCCCACAACUGUCUGGUGGGUCACAGCGUGCUAGCAACAACACAACCCCUGCCACGGCCUUUGCACAGCAACUACCAGGACGACAUGGAGAUCCCUACGGGCGAGAGCCCCCAUUGAUGCCUUCUCGUGGAAGCUCGAUAUCCCCCGUCAAAAAUACUGCCCCAGGUCUGGCCCCUCCCGUGUCCAUCCAACCAUCCCUGCAUUCCGUCCACCCGCGGAGACACUCCAACCCGAGACUUACACCAUCCCUCCUCUCAGUCUCAUACCACGGCUCAUCAUAUCCGGAUCUUCUGAGCCCCGGCCAGUUACCGGGUUACGCCAACGCCGCACAGCAUCGACCAUCGCUAGUCGAUGCCAUGGGGUUCUCGCCGCACCAGAACAACGCUGAAAAGGAUGCCAUAGAAUCCCUGCUGUUCAUGAGCAGUCCUGGAAACUCGGCCAAUCUCAAACAUGCGUUCCCCUCAUCAUCGCAACCGCUCCCAAUUGGUCACUCGGGACCAUCACGCACAGCACUGCCUUCGGGCAGGAGAACAUUACCAAGCUCAAGGCCGAUGCACCACCAUCACGCUCGGUCGCAAUCCCAGGUCCAAAAACGUGUAGAAUUCGAGAAGCCCAUCACCGAGACGGAAGUUGACGAGCCACAAGGGACGCCCAGGGGGAAUGCCAGAAGGCGAAUCAACGGAGGACCCGGUGACGGCGCGCCUUCUCGGCUGAAGCACCUACCUGUCUCUGCAGGUCUCACGUUGUCAUCCAAACCGCCACGGCCCGUUUUGGCUGAUACCGACAUUGACCGAAUGCUGGAGGCUGCGGCUGCGGCUGCAGAUUCGGACUCGGAUGGCGAAAUAGAGCUCCCUGUACGCAAGGCGCGCCGGGACGGCGCUCAACCUGUUGUGGCUUAA